CGGGGGCGUCUGGACGCCACUCGACCGGACGUCCUCGCGAGCAGCGGAGGCAGCGGCGCAUCAGACUCUUCAGACGGCGCCGUCGGAAGAUGGCAGCAGUCGUCAGCCAGCUCCUGAGUUCCGCCCUGCUGCUGUUCGCCCUGGCGGACACAGGCGACGCGCUGUCCUGCUGGGACUGCUCGUCGGACAAGAUGAGCCAGCAGUACUGCAGGGACCCGUUCAACAUAUCCAUACCCUUCGUGUACGCCAAGGACUGCUCGUCGAACCUCCAGCAGUCGCCCAGACCCGACUACCGCCAGUACUGCGUCAAGCUGAUCAUCAAGCCCCAAAUCGGGAGCGCGGUGACGCACCGGAAGUGCAUGUGGGGCCCGAAGCUGAACCCUGGGGCGGAGCUGUGCGCGUCGCCUCCCAGCCCCGCGGCGGAGACGGUGCAGGAGUGCCACCUGUGCGCCACGGACAGCUGCAACACCUCCCCGCGCCACCUGCCGUUCCGGGCGGCCGUCACGCUGCUCGGCUGGCUGGUGCUGCGCUCUUGAGCCGCUCCCGGGAACCACCACUCUGCCGCGCACGCUGAAUCCAUAGACUAGUACAUCACGUAGACCGACACUUGUCGAGAAACCUACGAGUAUGACGCUCGUAUUAACCCCCACUCAUUCAUCUUCAGAUUUUUUUUUUGCAUUUGUAAAAGUAAAUUUAAUUCAAACCUAAUACACAAAUAAAGUUUUUUUUUUUAAAUUCCAUUGAUUUACAUGAUUGGAUCAUGAUUUGCCGAUAGAACUGCCAAAAUAAGCUGAUGGAAGCAACAAAACGCCGGGGAAAAAAAAACGCACAAACAUUAUUUGAAAUAAUUAAAUGGUUUUGCAGUAAAUUAAUUCGACUUAAACCAUCAGGAAUAUACUGCAUUUAUAACUUAGCUGAGACAUAAACUGUGGUAUGGGAUAUAGCCUGAGCACUGAGCCAACUGAGUCAGGUAUAACACAUUUUUGACAGUUAUACCUACUGAGGAUUAAGAGUCAAAUUUUAGGGGCUAUAUAAAUAAAUUUUUGUAGCUCAAAUGGCGCAAUGAAACACUGCAGGAAAGCCAACCGCGAAUUAGUAAAAAAAAAAAAAUAUGAGUACAUAAGGUGUUAUACAGUUGACACUUCACACUCAAGUAACUCGGAAUUUCAUAAAUUUUUUACAUAAAACGAAAAUGAGUUAAAUGUGAAAUGAAGUGGUAAAAUUAUUUUAUGUAGUAAUCCUAAACAUAACGUUUUACUGGUAUAGUGAUCCGAAAGCAAUCGAUCAAAUAUUAAUUCAUAUAUUUUAUUUAAUAAUAAUAGUUAAAAUGAAGCACUGUCUUUUGUCAUUUUCUCAUAUUUUCCAAACAGUAGGUCUAUUUCCAUCAACUAACUCUUUGUGCGUGUUUACUUCAGGUAGUAAAAAUGUUUUAAAACUGAAUAAAUACAGCUUGUAUAAGAUUUAAUGUCUACCCCUCCUCAUAACUGCUCACGAUUAUCUAAUAAUUAUGUUUUGUUUUAGAACCAGUCUGCAAUACUCAGGGCAGUCUCUAUAGUUCUGAUCUGGGUUGCAAAACAUGGUUUGGUAAUCAUUACAUUAUAUGUUGAUAAUUUUUCAUUAUUCUUGGAUUUUGGAAUCAAACAACCUUGUGUAUGUUCUAACUAAAGGUGCGACAGAAUUAAAUGAUUAAUAAAAUAAUUGACUCAUUUAAUAGUAAGUGGUAAUGGUAAUUUUAUAUGGAAAGACCGAGUUAUUGGAGAAUGUGGGUGAGAUGUAACUACAGAGACAAUAUUAUUGUGAUAAAAAAAAAGUGAUUUUAAUACUAAGUACAGUCAGAAAAAUUGUUACAGUUAACCAGAUAAAUGAAAAGAUAGCAAUUAAAGUAAAUAUGUAAUUUAUUAUAAGAUUUAUGUAAAUAAAAAAGUCAACAGAAGGUUAGAUCUAAGUAAAAUGGUGUAGUAUUGAAUUUUUUUUGUAUUAUUGCUUAACAUAAAUUUACAUAGCUAACUUAACCCUUAGAGUAUAAUUGCUACAACAUGAAAAUAAAAAGAUAGAUUUGUCAUAAACAAACAUAUGUUAAUGUUAUGAAAUUAAGCACGUUCUCCUUACCUUAUGUAAAGUUUUGAUUCAAUCUACAAAUUAAAAUAAAAUUGCUUAUAACAUACCCAAUAUUGCAGAAAUUGAACCCAUUGGUACUUACUUUGCCUUUAUUUUAGGGCAGUGUGCUUAAAUUACUAAAAAAGCAAAUUACAGAACCAAAUUUAAUUUAUUACAUGCACACAUUUCAAGUGCCAUACAUGAACAUGUCACAAACUUUUAUACUUUUCAGACACUGCUUUUUAAAGUAUUCGUUUUUUUAACAUCAUUUAAUAGUGUUAUACCUACAUCGCCCCCAGUGUGUUUCAGUUGUGUAAGAUUAUUUUAAUUUAUAAGGCCUGUUCAUAGUAUGUUUACCUUUUUUAAAAUAUACGAAUAGAAAUAUUAAUAAGCCAUUCUAUUAUAUGUAAACCUCACAAAUAAUAAAAAAAUGUUAUUAACAAAGUGAAAAUCUUGCCUGUUGUAACAAAGUUGACAAAAUAAAUUUGCCUUUUACUAAAAUUACUU
This is a messenger RNA of Bacillus rossius redtenbacheri, 2604 nucleotides long. RefSeq lists its product as uncharacterized. NCBI's taxonomy places the organism in Eukaryota, Metazoa, Arthropoda, Insecta, Phasmatodea, Bacillidae. Gene Ontology annotation, biological process: positive regulation of voltage-gated potassium channel activity; sleep; regulation of synaptic transmission, cholinergic. The record is from RefSeq and is a predicted model, not a curated record. The coding region runs from base 90 to 536 and encodes 148 amino acids. The transcript is spliced from 3 exons.